AUGUCAUCCUCAAAUGAGUUCUCUUCCGUCUCGCCGGAGCACAACACCACCGACAAAAUACACCAAGAAAACCCAGAACAUCGUGAAUACAAUGGCAACAACACCACCCCCCACCUCACCAACCCGCUCGUCGAAAAAGGCGUCGACUUGAUCGACUCGCCCAUCCCGCUGCUGACAUGGCGCUCGGUCAUCAUGGGCAUCUUGGUCUCUAUGGGCGGUUUCAUUUUCGGUUAUGACACUGGCCAGAUCUCGGGUUUCCUCGAGACAAAGGACUUUUUGGAGCGGUUUGGAGAGUGGAAUGGCACCGAGUAUGCUUUUACGAACGUGCGGAGUGGGCUUAUUGUGGCCUUGCUGUCAGUCGGAACGCUCUUAGGCGCUUUAAUCGCCGCCCCGAUCGCCGACCGCUUUGGCCGAAAAUGGUGUAUAUCAGGCUGGUGCGUGGUGCUCUGCGUGGGCAUCACGGUGCAAAUCUCGUCCCCGGUCGGAAAAUGGUACCAAGUCGUGGUUGGACGCUUCAUCGCUGGUCUCGGUGUUGGUGCUCUGUCGCUGCUGGUGCCCAUGUACCAGGGUGAAAGCGGUCCGCGACACAUUCGAGGUUCUCUGAUUAGUACGUACCAGCUAUUCAUCACCUUGGGUAUCUUUGUGGCGUACUGUAUCGACUUUGGCACCGAGGCCCGCCCCGACACGGGCUCGUGGCGGAUUCCCAUGGGUAUCACGUACCUCUGGGCCAUUGUGCUUGGUGUUGGGAUGAUGUUUUUCCCCGAGUCCCCCCGUUACGACUAUCGCCAUGGGAAAGGCGAGCAGGCCGUCACAAAUUUGGCCAAGAUCUACGGCAUCCCCGAAAACCACCGCGCGCUUCUUCAAGAGUUUGACGAGAUCAAGGAGAAAUACGAAUACGAACUGAGCCGUGGCAAAAUCACCUGGGGCAUGAUGCUCACCUCGGAUCGUAUGAAAUACCGUAUCCUGGUCGGUGUGGCUUUGCAAGCUCUGCAGCAGCUGACAGGCGCCAACUACUUCUUUUACUACGGAACCACCAUCUUCAAGGGUGCCGGAAUUCAAAACUCCUUUGUCACCCAGAUGAUUCUGGGCGGUGUCAAUUUCGGCAGUACCUUUUUGGGUCUGUACAACAUCCAAAACUUUGGCCGUCGCAAAUCUCUGAUUGCAGGCGCAAUCUGGAUGUUUGUUUGCUUCAUGAUCUUUGCCUCGGUGGGCCACUUCAAACUCGACCAAAACAACCCCGAAUCAACCAAAACCGCAGGAAUUGUCAUGGUCUGUUUUGCCUGUUUCUUUAUCCUGGGCUAUGCCUCGACAUGGGGACCCAUGGUGUGGGCUAUCAUUGCUGAGCUGUACCCUUCUGAAUACCGUGCGCGUGCCAUGUCGCUGGCGACCGCAUCCAACUGGUUGUGGAAUUUCCUGUUGGCUUUUUUCACGCCGUUUAUUACCGGUGCCAUUGAUUUCCGGUUUGGCUAUGUCUUUGCCGGAUGUCUGUUUUUGGCUGCGGGCAUGGUUUAUUUCACGGUUAUUGAGGGUAAAGACCGCACGCUGGAGGAGAUUGAUACCAUGUAUGUGCGCCGAGUCAAGCCGUGGGAGAGUUCCAAGUAUGUCUUUCCCGACGACGUUACUUUGGGAAGAGACCUAGCCUCGGAGCAAAAUGGGAAACGGGCCGAGGUGCCCGAGUCGACGAGACAGGAAACAGUUUCCUAG
Molecule: messenger RNA, 1704 nt
Organism: Talaromyces rugulosus
Lineage: Eukaryota; Fungi; Ascomycota; Eurotiomycetes; Eurotiales; Trichocomaceae
Exons: 2
Coding region: 1-1704 (567 amino acids)
Biological process (GO): transmembrane transport; carbohydrate transport
Cellular component (GO): plasma membrane
Molecular function (GO): carbohydrate:proton symporter activity
Source: RefSeq, a predicted model, not a curated record